This is a messenger RNA of Miscanthus lutarioriparius, 1248 nucleotides long. NCBI's taxonomy places the organism in Eukaryota, Viridiplantae, Streptophyta, Magnoliopsida, Poales, Poaceae. The record is from the annotation of a GenBank genome assembly.
AUGGGCCCACUUGCUCCCGGGCUAGGCCGGAUCUUUACCAGCUGCAAGUACGGAGCGCAGUGCAGGUUCGUGCACGCGUCCUCUCAGCAGCAGCAGCAGCAGCAGCAGCAGGCGAAGCCCAACCCGUUUGGGUUCGGCUCUCAGCAGCAGCAGCAGGCGAAUCCCAACCCGUUUGGGUUCGGCUCUGGGAGCAGGCAGCAGCAGCAGCACUCUUCCUUCGGUGCGCAGUUCCAGCAGCAGCAGCAGCAGAAGCCCAAUCCGUUUGGAUUUGGAGUACAAGGCGGUGCGGCUGCGCAGUCCAGAAACGCUCCUGGCCCAGCAAAGCCAUUUCAAAAUAAGUGGGUAAGGGACCCCUCAGCUCCGACGAAGCAACAGGAAGCGGCGCAGCCUCCACCAGCAGCCCACACCUCCUGUACAGAUCCUGAGUCUUGCAGACACCAGAUUGCUGAGGAUUUUAAGAAUGAGACUCCACUCUGGAAGCUUACGUGUUAUGCUCACCUCAGGAGUGGUCCUUGUGACAUCACUGGGGAUAUUAGCUUUGAAGAGCUGAGAGCUAAAGCGUAUGAGGAAGGCAGGCAAGGGCAUCCUCUACAGUCAAUAGUCGAGGGUGAAAGAAAUUUGCAAAAUGCAAAGCUGACAGAGUUUAAUAAUUUUCUGAGCAAUCCACGCCUAUCGGUAUCACAAACUCCAAGCUUUCCAACUGUGGCUUCGUUCCCUGAAGUGAAAAAUAACUCACCAUUUGGGGUUUCUCAAAAUAACGGACCACCAGUGUUUAGUAGUUUCAGUCAAAUUGGAGCAGCAUCUAAUAUUGGACCUGGGUCCAGAACUACACCAGGAGUCCCAACCAAUAGUAUUUUUGGUCAAUCUAACCAGCCGAGCCAUCCAGCAUUUCCUACACCUACUUUUGGCCGUUCUGAUAUGAAAUUUGGAGUUUCAGGUUCAUUUGGAAGCCAGAUAUCACAACAGUCAUCUGGGAGUUUGCAAGGCUCAAACAUGCCCAGUGUUGGCAAUUUCCCAAAGCCUCAUGCUAGCUACCAGCAGUCCCCUUCCUCCUCUAGCCAUCACAGAGACAUUGAUAGGCAGUCACAAGAUUUACUUAGUGGAAUUGUGGCUCCUACAAGUGCCACAAACCAAGCUCCUGUUGAGGACAAUAAAAGUGAAAAUCAGGAUGAUAGUAUCUGGUUGAAGGAAAAAUGGUCAAUUGGAGAGGUUGAUGACCAUAACAGCAUAGCAAAUUGGAGGACAUAA